Messenger RNA from Chelonoidis abingdonii (Abingdon island giant tortoise), 2209 nucleotides. Lineage: Eukaryota; Metazoa; Chordata; Testudines; Testudinidae. The record is from RefSeq and is a predicted model, not a curated record.
GGCCUGUUUUGCGAAGGGGGUGCCCGUCACGCCCGGUGGAGUGCAUCCCGAUGCGGUUACACCACGGCUCAAGAUCCGGCCCAGCACGCUGUACUCCCUGCGGCUGACCCACGGGGAUUUCACCUGGACCAUGAAGAAGAAGUUCAAGCACUUCCAGGAGCUGCACCGCGACCUGAUGAGACACAAGAUCUUCAUGAGCUUCCUGCCCCUCUCCAGGUUUGCUGUCCAUGGGUCGCGCGCAGAGGCCACCUCUCUGGAGAUGCCUGCUCUGCCCCAUGGGGGUGAUGGCACUUCCAGACGCCCCUCCAGCAAACAGAAGUACCUCGAGAGCUACCUGAACUCCCUGCUGGCAAUGUCCUUCUACCGCAACUACCAUGCCAUGCCCGGCAGGACGCUGAUACUGAAGUGCAGCAGCUACCGGCAGGCGCGCUGGUGGGGGCAGGAGAUCAUGGACCUCGCUGCGGAGCAGGGGAAGGAUUUCCUGCAGCUGCAUCGCCACCAGGCCUUCGCGCCCGUCCGCGAGGGCACCCCGGCCCGCUGGUUCGUGAACGGCGCUGGGUACUUUGCGGCUGUGGCCGAUGCACUGAUGCAAGCGAAGGAGGAAAUUUAUAUCACUGACUGGUGGCUGAGCCCCGAGAUGCACCUGAAGCGCCCGGCGCAGACGGACGACUGGCGCCUGGACAUCCUCCUAAAGCACAAGGCGGAGGAGGGCGUGAGGGUCUGCGUGCUGCUCUUCAAGGAGGUGGAGCUGGCCCUGGGGAUCAACAGUGACUACAGCAAGCGGGCCCUCAUGCUGCUGCACCCCAACGUCAAGGUGAUGCGCCACCCCGACCACGUCUCCUCCGUCGUGUUCCUGUGGGCUCACCACGAGAAACUGGUGGUGGUGGACCAGAGCGUGGCCUUUCUUGGGGGGCUGGAUCUGGCCUACGGGCGCUGGGACGACCACCACUACCGGCUCACCGACCUGCCCCCCCACACCAAGAGCGGGGCCCUCCUGGGGGAAGAGCCGCCCGUCGACCUGGCUGCCAACCAGCAACUCUGGCUGGGCAAAGACUACAGCAACCUCAUCACCAAGGACUGGGUGCAGCUCGACCGGCCCUUCGAAGAUUUCAUCGACAGGACCCGGAUGCCCCGGAUGCCCUGGCGGGACGUGGGGGUGGCCGUGCACGGCAGAGCUGCCCGCGACGUCGCCCGGCACUUCAUCCAGCGCUGGAAUUUCAACAAGACCGGUGAAGAACAAGUAACCUGGGCCCAGGAUAUCCCUACCUCCUUCCCAAAUUCGCUCAGCGCCGCCCACUCUGCCCAGGUCUCACCCCUCGUCUCCCCCCAGAACCAGUUCUUCAUCAGCUGCGCGGACGGGCGGGCGGUGCUCAACACGGUGGGGGACGCCAUCAUCGGCCGCAUCCUGCGGGCCCACAGAGAGAAGACACGGUUCCGGGUCUUCGUGCUGCUGCCCCUGCUGCCCGGCUUUGAGGGGGUCAUCGCCGAGGGGGGGGGGAACUCUAUCCAGGCCAUCCUGCACUUCACCUACCGGACGCUCUGCCGGGGCGAGUCCUCCAUCCUGUGCCGCCUGAAAGCUGCCAGUGAGUGUCGGGGGGGGCACGGGAGGCCGGCAGAGCUGGGGGGGCUGUCGGUCGGGAGUGAGGGGCACUGGCAGAGGUCUGCCCCGUCCCUUGCCCCCCCAGGCUCUGCCAACAUCAACGACCGCAGCCUGCUGGGCAGGCGGGACAGUGAGCUGGCCGUGCUGGUGGAGGACACGGAGCUGGUCCCGUCGGUCAUGGACGGGCAGCCGUACCAGGCGGGGAAAUUCGCACUCAGCCUGCGCCUCGACUGCUUCAGGUCGCUUCUGGGGGUGUCGGGCGCCUCCAGCCUCGACGCCCAGGAUCCCGUCAGCGACGACUUCUUCCACGGGGUCUGGAAAGCCACCGCCCUGGCCAACGCCAACAUCUACGAUCAGGUGUGCCGCUGCCCCCCAGCAGCUCUAGGGCCCUCCCCGCUCACAACCGGAGGCCCCGCCCCCCAGUUAGGUGAAAAAAGGCGGGGCCACCGCCUUUGCGCCCUGUUCGCGCCACAGCCCGCCCCCCCCGUCUCCCACCCGGCGCAUGCGGAAAUGAAGCACGACCCAGCACGUCGGGAACCUUCCCCUUCGGCCGGCAUGCCGCAGGCCUUCGUCUUUCCAGACGCACCCGCGGUGUCUCGUUUUCCUUGA